Molecule: messenger RNA, 1247 nt
Organism: Scaptodrosophila lebanonensis
Lineage: Eukaryota; Metazoa; Arthropoda; Insecta; Diptera; Drosophilidae
Gene: wal
Product: electron transfer flavoprotein subunit alpha, mitochondrial
Exons: 4
Coding region: 64-1053 (329 amino acids)
Cellular component (GO): mitochondrion
Molecular function (GO): electron transfer activity; flavin adenine dinucleotide binding
Source: RefSeq, a predicted model, not a curated record
CUGUUAAACGACUUUUGGACUUUCUUGCUCGUUGGCAGUUGAAUAUAAGCACACAAACCCAAAAUGUUUGCCGUCAACACCCGCAAUAUAAUGCGCAGCGGUUUUAUACAGCGAUUCAAGAGUACCCUCGUUGUUGCAGAGCACAACAAUGAAGUGCUUAAUCCCAUUACCUUAAACGCUAUUACGGCGGCCCAGAAGAUCGGUGACGUCACAGUACUGGUAGCAGGCACUAAGUGUGGACCUGCUUCAGAAGCUGUGGCAAAAGUUGCGGGCGUUGCCAAGGUUUUGGUUGCAGAAAAUGCCGCUUUCAAAGGAUUUACUGCCGAAUCGCUGACUCCGCUGAUCCUCGCCGCCCAGUCGCAGUUUAAAUUUACGCACAUUCUGGCCGGUGCGUCGGCAUUUGGGAAAAAUGUAUUGCCCCGCGUUGCCGCUAAACUAGACGUUUCUCCCAUAUCGGAAAUUAUCGAUAUCAAAUCGGAGGAUACCUUUGUUCGCACUAUCUAUGCAGGCAACGCCAUCUUAACUCUUAAGUCCAAGGACCCUGUGAAGGUUAUUACUGUACGUGGCACAAACUUUCCACCAGCCGCCACCACUGGUGGAAGUGGCACCGUAGAACAAGCACCCACAGGAGAUUAUGCCAGCAGCUUGAGUGAAUUCGUCUCGCAGGAACUGACCAAAUCGGACCGACCAGAGUUGACGGGCGCCAAGGUCAUUGUAUCAGGUGGUCGCGGCCUCAAGUCAGGGGACAACUUUAAGCUUCUUUACGAUCUGGCUGAUAAGUUCGGUGGAGCUGUGGGCGCUUCGCGCGCUGCUGUUGAUGCUGGCUUCGUGCCAAACGACUUGCAAAUUGGGCAAACUGGUAAAAUUGUAGCUCCAGAACUGUACAUUGCUGUUGGUAUCUCCGGCGCAAUUCAACAUUUGGCUGGUAUGAAGGACUCAAAGACUAUUGUUGCAAUCAACAAGGACCCGGAGGCGCCCAUUUUCCAAGUAGCCGAUGUCGGUCUUGUAGCAGAUCUGUUCAAGGCCGUACCCGAAUUAACGGGCAAGUUGUAAAUGUGAAAUCGAAGGAACAUCUAGUAUAUAAAGUACUCGAUACUGUACAACUUAUGAACAUAAUUCUUGCAUUUAUUUGUUUUUUAAUCUGCUCCCAACCCCGUUGGUCACUUCGCCCAGCCAAUGGUUGGAUGCGCUUCCAUAGUUGUUUUCUCCGUCUAUUUUUAUAAUAAAAUUAAGAUGUAUAUCUAACA